AUGUUCAGUGGCUCCUCGAGCCCACCCAAAGAGAAACCAGAGGCAAUCGCCCGCUCCGGUGCCAUCAAUACGCCCUCCCUGAGUAUCCAGACGGAGGAUACCGGAGUCUCCCAGAAGCGAUUCUCUCCUCCUGGUAGCUUCUUCACACGGAGAGCGAGUGAGGAACAGAGCCCUGGCGGCGAAAAGAAGCGCCGGAGCAGCACAGUCACAAAGGCCGCGACAUUUUUCACCAACGCAAAGAAUUCAUUAAGUCUCAGCAGUAGUCCCCGAACUGAGAACUCCUUUAACUAUCCGAUUCAAGAAGCCCCCUCGAUUCAGAAAUACGGAAGUAUGGAUCCAGCGCUAAAUGUCCCACAAGGGUCGCUGAACAAUUCAGCGGGUGAAUCGUUGCCAACGCCUCGGUCAUCAUUCAGAGUCGGCGUGACAGAGGACCGGAAUCGAAAAUGCCGCCGAACCAUGGAAGAUACCCAUUCUUAUCUCUACAACUUUCUGGGAGCCCCUGCACCGGUUCCUCAGCUGGAUGGUGUUAGUCAAAGCCCCCCCAGUCCUCGUGAUGCAUUCCCCCGGACGGAAGCAACCACCAACCUGGUGGAAACUGAUAAUGGCUAUUUUGCUAUUUUUGAUGGGCAUGCGGGCACCUUUGCUGCGCAAUGGUGUGGGAAAAAGCUGCAUCUUGUUCUGGAAGAUGUUAUGCGCAAGAAUCCCAGUACCCCGGUGCCGGAACUCCUCGACCAGACAUUCACUACGGUUGAUCAGCAGUUGGAGAAACUCCCCUUGAAGAACAGCGGCUGUACUGCAGUUAUUGCGUUGCUAAGAUGGGAAGAUCGGGUUCCUUCUCCCAAUUCCAUGACAGGUUCGUCCGCUCUCACGCCCGCCGCCGCCGCCGCAGCGGCAGCCGCCAAGGGCGAGGCGGACUCGGAGGCCGGUGAUACACCAACCCAGGCGACUGUCGCUACUCCAACCGCAUCUCUUCACCAGAGACUACGGGAAAAGGCCACUCGCCAACGUGUCCUCUAUACCGCUAAUGUCGGUGAUGCCCGUGUCAUUUUAUGUCGAAAUGGCAAAGCCCUUCGGUUGUCCUAUGACCACAAAGGCAGCGAUGAGAACGAAGGGAAACGAAUCGCCAAUGCUGGUGGUUUGAUUCUCAAUAAUCGCGUGAAUGGAGUUCUGGCCGUGACGAGAGCUCUUGGUGAUGCGUAUCUCAAAGACCUCGUAACUGGCCAUCCAUACACAACAGAAACAGUCGUCCAAUCGGAUUGUGAUGAGUUUAUUAUCCUUGCCUGCGAUGGGCUCUGGGAUGUCUGUAGCGAUCAGGAAGCUGUGGAUCUGAUCCGCAAUGUUUCGGAUGCCCAGGAGGCAUCGAAGAUUCUUGUUGAUCAUGCACUUGCACGGUUUAGUACGGAUAACCUUUCCUGUAUGGUGAUCCGUUUUGAUGCGGACAAAGUACGGGAAAUGGCCAACCGCACAUUCAGCCAAAUUUGUGGAGAGGCACUUUCAUCUGUGAACGUGGGUCAUGGAGUAAGUGAAGCUGACAAGAUCGUGGAGGGGGCUAGGAAAAGUAUGGCCAAUGCCGGAAUCGCAGAUAACCCCGAGACAGCCGGGGAAUCUUACAAAGAGAUUUUAGAGAAAGCCUCGACUCAGGAACCUGGCCCGGAGCUGUCUGUCAGGGCGGACAACGCGGCUCAGGUGCUCAAUCAGACUGGCCAGCCUCAUGCGAGCAACGGUUCAUGA
Aspergillus ochraceoroseus IBT 24754 is the source of this 1731-nucleotide messenger RNA. It is a transcript of the gene ptcG, whose product is annotated as type 2C protein phosphatase PTC1. The transcript has 2 exons. The coding region runs from base 1 to 1731 and encodes 576 amino acids. The record is from RefSeq and is a predicted model, not a curated record. Gene Ontology annotation, biological process: protein dephosphorylation. NCBI's taxonomy places the organism in Eukaryota, Fungi, Ascomycota, Eurotiomycetes, Eurotiales, Aspergillaceae. Gene Ontology annotation, molecular function: cation binding; protein serine/threonine phosphatase activity.